AUGAAAUACUUCAGUGUCCUUUUUCUUGGUGGACUGAUUUUCCACAUGACGUACGAUCUGGCCAGUGCUGUGGUGAGAAUCUUUAAUCUGAUCGGAAUGAUGCUGCUGCUGUGCCACUGGGAUGGUUGUCUGCAGUUUUUAGUACCAUUACUCCAGGAUUUCCCACCAGAUUGCUGGGUGUCCCUAAACGGUAUGGUUAAUGAUUCCUGGGGAAAGCAGUACUCAUAUGCACUCUUCAAAGCCAUGAGCCAUAUGCUCUGCAUUGGUUAUGGAGCCCGCGCCCCUGUCAGCAUGUCCGACCUCUGGAUAACCAUGUUGAGUAUGAUUGUGGGGGCUACUUGUUAUGCCAUGUUUGUUGGUCAUGCCACUGCCCUCAUUCAGUCUCUGGAUUCCUCACGGCGACAAUAUCAAGAAAAGUACAAACAAGUGGAACAGUACAUGUCAUUCCACAAGUUACCUGCUGAAAUGCGCCAGAAGAUCCAUGAUUACUAUGAGCACCGCUACCAAGGCAAGAUCUUUGAUGAAGAAAACAUUCUCAAUGAGCUCAAUGAUCCCCUUAGGGAGGAGAUUGUCAACUUCAAUUGUCGGAAGCUGGUUGCUACAAUGCCUCUUUUUGCUAAUGCAGACCCAAAUUUUGUGACUGCCAUGCUAAGCAAACUGCGAUUUGAGGUGUUCCAACCUGGUGAUUAUAUUAUCCGAGAAGGGGCUGUGGGUAAAAAGAUGUAUUUCAUUCAGCACGGUGUUGCUGGCGUCAUCACCAAAUCCAACAAGGAGCUGAAGCUGACAGAUGGCUCUUACUUUGGGGAGAUUUGCCUUUUAACCAAGGGCCGUCGAACUGCCAGUGUACGAGCAGACACGUACUGUCGCCUUUAUUCCCUCUCGGUGGACAACUUCAACGAGGUUCUGGAAGAGUACCCCAUGAUGAGAAGGGCCUUUGAAACAGUGGCAAUUGAUAGACUUGACAGGAUAGGGAAGAAGAACUCGAUCCUCCUGCAGAAGUUCCAGAAGGACCUCAACAUCAGGGUUUUCAACAACCAGGAGAAUGAGAUCUUGAAGCAGAUCGUGAAGCACGACAGAGAGAUGGUGCAGGCCAUCGCCCCAGUGAGCUUGCAGCAGAUGCCCACGCUGAACUCCAGCACCUCCACCGCCACCUCAUCGUCGCGUGUCAGGAUGCAGUUUCCUCCUGUUUACACCGUGAGCAGCCUUUCUCACGGAAACCUGCACUCCACCUCGCCCAGCAUGCAGACGCCCCAGCAAGCCAUCAUCCUCUCGCCCUGCUCCUACACCACCGCCAUCUGCAGCCCACCCGUACAGAGCGCUCUGGCUGGCCGAACUGUCCGGUAUGUCUCGCCGACCACCUCGCAGCUCUCCCUCAUGCAGCAGCUGCCUGGUGCCGUGCAGAAGAACGAGGUCCACAAGAGCACCCAGGCCCUCUACAACACCAACCUGACCCGGGAGGUGCGGCCCCUCUCUGCCUCUCAGCCUUCCCUGCCUCACGAGAUGUCCUCCCUGAUCGCCAGGCCUCACCCCACCGUGGGGGAGUCCCUCGCCUCCCUCCCGCAGCCCACCCCUGGCCCCAGCAUGCCCCCGGCCAGCCGGGCCACCGUCCCCCAGCGUGUCUCACUCUUCCGACAGAUGUCCUCAGGAGCCAUCCCCCCGAACUGGGGGGCCACGCCGCCCGCAGCCCCUCUGCAAAGGGAUUCUUCCACAGUCUUAAGUACAGAGCCUGAGGGAGACAAACUGCGGUUCGCAUCAAACUUAUGA
Gymnogyps californianus (California condor) is the source of this 1764-nucleotide messenger RNA. RefSeq names its product potassium/sodium hyperpolarization-activated cyclic nucleotide-gated channel 1-like. Bases 1 to 1764 code for a protein of 587 amino acids. The record is from RefSeq and is a predicted model, not a curated record. Lineage: Eukaryota; Metazoa; Chordata; Aves; Accipitriformes; Cathartidae. The transcript is spliced from 7 exons.